This is a messenger RNA of Aedes aegypti (yellow fever mosquito), 2348 nucleotides long. RefSeq names its product protein hu-li tai shao-like. Lineage: Eukaryota; Metazoa; Arthropoda; Insecta; Diptera; Culicidae. The transcript has 12 exons. Gene Ontology annotation, molecular function: actin filament binding. The record is from RefSeq and is a predicted model, not a curated record. Gene Ontology annotation, cellular component: cytoskeleton; plasma membrane; postsynaptic density. The coding region runs from base 135 to 2333 and encodes 732 amino acids.
AUCCGGACGCUAGUCACCACCACCGAAUCAAUUGGUGAUUACGGCGAGCAUAAUAAAAUCGUUUAAUAGUUCAUGGUUUGACCGAUCUCUCCGAGAAAUGAACAUUCUGAUGUACGGGAAGGUAGCAUGAAGACAUGAGAAGACACAAAAUGGCGGAAACCGAAACAGCACCACAUACAAACGGCAUUGAUACUAUAGCGGAAGAGGACGAAUGCAACAAAACGAGGCCAGCAGAUAUCGAAGCAGAUAUGCGCGAAAUGGAACGCCGCAAACGGGUUGAGGUCAUGAUGAGCUCCCGUCUCUUCCGUGAGGAGCUUGAGCGGAUCGUUGACAGUCAGAUGCGUGAUGGAGGAUCGCACAACAUCCUUCAGCAACUGUCUGACAUCAUGGGAAUGCCUGCAGCACGCGUCGGCAGUGUAUUCAAGAGCUCCAACUGUGUUGUCCCCAUUAAUGAUAUUCGUGGCAUGGAAGCCAUGGGAUAUGAGAAGGGUGAAAAAAUUCUUCGCUGCAAGCUAGCCGCCGCCUUCAGGCUGGUUGACUUGUACGGUUGGGCACAGGGUAUCAACAGUCUGAUAACGGCUCGUCUGAAUGCCGACCAAGAACUCUUCUUGGUUAAUCCGUUCGGUGUUCUCAACCAUGAAAUCACAGCGUCUUCACUGAACAAAGUGAACAUGCAAGGACAAAUUGUCGAGCAGGGGACGACCAACUUCGGCGUGAACACUAGUCAAUUUACACUGCACUCCGUGAUUCAUGCUGCAAGGCCCGAUAUUAGAUGUGCAAUAUACGUCGGUUGCAACGCAGUAGUUGCAAUUUCUGCUUUGAAGCAAGGACUGCUUCCGUUAACCAAGGAUAGUGCUUUGCUCGGAGAAAUUUCUGUACAUACGUACACCGGAGCUCUUAAUGAACCAGAGGAAAAGGACAAGCUGCUGCGAAGUCUUGGGCCAGUGUCGAAGGUUCUAUUGCUGUCGAAUCAUGGCGCCAUCUGCUGUGGCGAAACUGUUGAAGAAGCUUUCUACGCUGUUACUCACAUUGUGGCAGCGUGCGAAGCGCAGCUAAAACUACUGCCAGUGGGGUUGGAUAAUCUGGUUGUAAUCCCAGAAGAAACGCGCAAAGCAAUUUAUGACGCUUCGCGAAAACCUCCGGAGAGUGUUGCAUCCAAUGCUGCAUCUGCAGAUAAUAAGGAGCGUUCACAGGCUCCGAAAUGGCGAGUGGGCGGUGCAGAAUUUGAAGCAUUAAUGCGAAUGUUGGACAAUGCCGGUUUCAGGACCGGAUACAUUUACAGAAAUCCGUUGGUGAAGAAUGAUCUUCCUAAACCGAAGAACGAUGUAGAGGUUCCACCAGCAGUCUCCUCGUUGGGUUAUUUGAUCGAAGAGGAGGAGCUAUUCAAACAAGGCAUCUGGAAGAAAGGAGACUUCCGCAAAGGUGGUGACCGCUCUAGGUGGUUGAAUUCGCCGAAUGUCUACCAGAAGGUAGAAGUACUGGAAACCGGCACACCAGACCCGAAGAAAAUCACAAAGUGGAUUGAUGCAAACGUUGAUGAGUGGGUUGCGGAAGCUUCGCCAACACAUUCUUCGACGCCGGUUAAGAUCGAUAGCGCAAUGCAAUUCGUCCCUCCUAAUACCAAUCCGAAAGAGUUUAAGCGAAUCCAACAACAGAUCAAGGACUACCGACGAGCAGACAAGAUUUCUGCAGGCCCACAAUCGCACAUUCUGGAAGGUGUCUCCUGGGAUGAAGCAAACCGACUGAAAGAUGCAAACGUUUCUGCAACUGGUGAUCACGUUGUCCUCAUGGGUGCGGCCUCCAAGGGCAUUAUUCAGCGGGGCUACCAACAUAACGCAACAGUAUAUAAAGCACCGUAUGCUAAGAAUCCGUUCGAUUCCGUUACCGAUGAUGAGCUGAAUGAAUACAAGAAAACCGUCGAGAAGAAGCGACAUGGCGAUUACACCGAUACAGAUUUCUCCGAAUCCGAAGCACUGAGCUCUCUCCAAAUUUCGGAAAAGACUAAGAACCAGACCAUGAGUCCUCCAAGCCAGUCAGAGCCUGAAGACACUGCCGCAGAACACCAGGUGCUUAGAAUAGAAACCAAGCAAGCUCCCAAGCCUAGUCAGCCCGAAGUUGUACUAAGUGAUGGUGAACAUGUACAAAAUGGCGACCACUCGGAUACUCACAUGAGCACGUUUUCACACAGCAGCAAAGAGGUAAUAAUCUUUUAUAUCACUUAUUUCUUUUCAAUGCUGGUCGAGUCCGUCCAUCUUAGUUGUUUGAAACCAAUGAAUGUCCCCGAAAAAGAAAUCACAAUUAACAAAAUUUAUUAUCGCGCAUUUGAAAGUUGAUCCAAUUUGCAAAUC